GAGGAGGAGGGGGGAUUGGAACGCUGCAUGUCCUUCACCGUCUGCGUGCGUGAACUUAGCCAGCAGUCGGGAGUCUCGGUAGCAACUCCGGUGCUCUGGAAGGACUUACGCGAAACGGAACGUAUUUUUUAUUUAAAAUACCCGUGUUUAUUUUGAUAGCUUAGAAUCUUAUGUCGCGUUUAAAGGCCUAAUAUUUGGCUUAGAGUCAAAUACGGAGCAGUUCCGACCGACCGAAGUCGCGCUGGGGAAAAAUUUCAGUUGUAGCCGUUACGCUAAACCAACGGAUUUUUUUUUUUAAACUCCGGUCGUGUUCCAAUAUAUUUAGGGCUGGAUAUAAAAGUAAGGCACGAUUCCGAGUCAGAAAUGGACUGUGAGCAGCGCAGAAGUAAGUCCCAGCGAAGGAAGCUGUCGUAGCGAAUAAAAUUAGCAGACUGGCUAGUUUCGAGCUAGUUUUAUCUGGGACUCUAGUCAGUGUAAAGAGAAGAAGGCAGCAGAUGCGGUGGAAAUGCUCGCCAGUCACUCAGCAAGCCGGCUGAUAAUAAUAAUAAUAACACACCACCAGAGUAAAAAGUGCAACGCUAGCUAGUUCCAGCCAGACUAAUCGAUAGCUGGAGCUGAAACCCUGAGCUUGAAACCCUGCACUUGAGACUAUCAGAGCUGAGGCUGGAAAUCAUGCACUGUCUGUUCACACUGGUGCACCAGGAGCCCGCCUUUGGACUGUUUCAUCCCUGCGAAUGAGCUCGGAUACUCGCCUGGAAUAAAGGACCAGAAUAACGAGCCAGAAGAGAUUAAAAGUCUGGAACUGGGAGCACUGGGUCCUGUGAACACUGGAGUGUAAACCAUGAGCGGUAUGGCAGCGUGUGGCCGGGUGUGGAUCCUGACAUUGGGGCUCUGUGCGGUGCUGCUCCUCAGUCCUGUAGCUGCUGCUCAGAGUGAGGAACGUGAGUGUGCCUUCACUGACCAGCACCAGCAGUUUGAUGAGCAGAGCGUGGCUGGCGAUUGGCACGUGUCGCGAGAGAACAACACCAUCCUGUGCAGUAAGAGCAGCCGCUGCUACGGUCUCUGGGAGAAAACCCGUGAUGGAGACAUCCGUCUCGUCAAACAAGGCUGCUGGGCAUACAUCGGCGACCAGCAGGACUGCCAUGACGAUCGCUGCGUGGUGACCAACACGCCGUCUCAGAUCCAGAAUGGCACGUAUCGCUUCUGCUGCUGCAGUACCAACAUGUGCAAUGUCAACUUCACUGAGAACUGGGUGCCCAGUCCCACCAGUGCCACCAUACAGGACCCACGGCCUCUUCACCGGGAGGAGGCGAUCUUCAUCAGCCUGGCAUCAGUCUCAAUUGUGGCUGUGCUAAUCGUGGCACUCUACUUCGGCUACCGCAUGCUAAGAGGAGACCGCAAGCAGGGCCUGCACAAUAUGGACAUGAUGGAGGCGGCGGCAUCGGAACCCUCGGUCGAUCUGGACAGCCUGAAGCUGCUGGAACUGAUUGGCCGAGGCCGCUAUGGGUCCGUGUACAAAGGCUCACUGGAUGAGCGUCCAGUGGCAGUAAAAGUCUUCAGCUAUGCAAAUCGUCAGAACUUUGUCAACGAACGAGCUAUUUACAGAAUUCCUCUCCUAGAGCACGACAACAUAGCACGUUUUAUAGUGGGAGACGAGCGGAUGGCGACAGACAGCCGGAUGGAGUAUCUGUUGGUCAUGGAGUAUUACCCACAUGGUUCUCUGUGUCGGUACCUGAGUCUCCACGCUCUAGACUGGGUGAGCUGUUGUCGUCUCACACAUUCAGUCACAAGAGGACUGGCCUACCUGCACACCGAGCUGCUGAGAGGAGAUGUAUAUAAACCUGCAGUGUCGCACCGGGAUCUGAACAGCAGAAACGUUCUGGUGAAGAACGACGGCACGUGUGUGAUUAGUGAUUUCGGCCUGUCUAUGAAGCUGACGGGGAACAGACUCGUCCGACCUGGAGAGGAGGAGAAUGCUGCUAUCAGUGAGGUGGGCACGAUCCGCUACAUGGCCCCAGAGGUGCUGGAGGGAGCAGUGAACCUGAGGGACUGUGAGUCUGCUCUGAAGCAGGUGGACAUGUACGCUGUUGGCUUGAUAUACUGGGAGACCUUCAUGCGCUGUACAGAUCUCUUCCCAGGAGAGACAGUUCCGGAGUAUCAGAUGGCUUUCCAGGCAGAGGUAGGGAACCACCCAUCCUUCGAAGAUAUGCAGGUGCUGGUGUCCCGAGAGAAACAGAGACCGAAGUUCCCCGAGGCCUGGAAAGAAAACAGUCUGGCGGUCCGUUCUUUGAAGGAGACCAUGGAGGACUGUUGGGAUCAGGAUGCAGAGGCGCGUCUGACUGCUCAGUGUGCAGAGGAACGCAUGGCAGAGCUGCUGCUUAUCUGGGACAGGAACAAGUCUGUCAGCCCCACUGUCAACCCCAUGAGCACAGCUCUUCAGAACGAAAGAAACCUCACCAACAGCCGCCGGGUACCAAAGAUAGGGCCUUACCCAGAAUACUCCUCCUCGUCGUACAUUGAGGACCAUGAAGGCAUUGUGAAGAACCUUCCUGGAGAUGUGUCCACCUCGGGUACCUCUUCCAUGAGCGGUGUGGGUCUGAGCGGUCUGGGUAACGGUGGCCCUGGUGAAAAGAACAGAAACUCCAUAAACUAUGAGAGACAGCAGGCGCAGGCGCGUCUCCCCAGCCCUGAGAGCAGCGGAGCCAGUCUGUCCACGAGUACCACCACUACGACGGCAGGCCUCACACCCAGCACGGUUAUGUCCACUAUCUCAGAGUCCGUUCAGGGUGAGGAUGCAGGAGCGGGGCCUAGUGUGCCUGUUUGCCUGCAGCUUACACAGGAAGACCUGGAGACCACCAAGAUAGACCCUAAAGAGGUGGACAAGAACCUUAAGGAGAGCUCAGAUGAGAACUUGAUGGAGCACUCACAGAAGCAGUUCAGUGCUCCUGAUCCACUCAGCUCUGGCAGCUCUAGCCUGCUCUACCCGUUCAUUAAGCUAGCAGCCGAGGUAAGCGCUGGGGCCGGAGCUGGGCAUCAUCCUGACUUUGGAGGAAGUGUUGGCCCAGUUGAUCCCCCUCCAACCAUGUUUCCUCUUCCCAAACAGCAGAAUCUUCCUAAGAGGCCCACCAGCCUGUCUCUCAAAAACCCAGGCAAGGAGUCCUCCUCACGGCUCAAGUUUGGCAAACACAAAUCAAACCUGAAGCACGUGGAGACAGGCGUAGCUAAGAUGAACGUGAUCGCGGCUGCCGAGCCUCAUACGGUCAUGCUGACCAAUAACGGGGCCGGAGUGAGCAACGGAGCGGGCGUGCUGCUGCUUAACGGCUACGUCGGUAGUGCUAGCAGUUCCAGCAGCUCCUUCGGGAACACAAAUCCAGCCGGGCCACAGGGCGAGGCGGGGGGCCUGCCGACCCUCCAGAGCCAACUGAGUGGAGACGACAUUCGCCUUAACAUUAACAUCAACUCCAGCCCGGACGAGCACGAGCCACUGCUGCGCCGAGACCACAUGGGUCGUACCAAUUCCAAUAACAACAACAGCAACAUUCACACUGCUGUUUCCACAGCUGCAACCAGUCUGUCACCUCCUGUGCCUCCCACUUCAGCCCCGGAACCUUCAUUAGUGCAGGUGAAGGUAGAAGCUCCUCUGAGACAAAGCAAGCCCAGAAGACCCGAUAGACCUAACUCACUAGACCUGUCAUCCACCUCACAGGACUCCUCUGUAUCAGGCGAGGGCUCGUCCCAGGAGGAAAAAGCCGGAUCAGCUGAGAAGAUCAAAAGACGCGUGAAGACGCCUUACUCGCUGAAGCGGUGGCGUCCCUCCACGUGGGUCAUCUCCACAAACACUCUAGAUGGAGAGGUCAACAACAACGGUGCGGGCGGAGAGCAGAGUGCAGCGGGGGCUACCCGCUCCAAAUCGAGCACCGCCGUGUUCCUGGUCGGGGGAGGAACCGCUACCUCCACUCUCUCCUCUGACCCACCCGGCAUGACCUGCCUGUAAACUCUUGAGAGUCGAACCCUGCCAUGUAAAGGCCACAAUCAGCUCACUAAUAAUGGAAAGACUCGCAGUGUAAUGGUUCCCGAGAUGCAGUUCAGGAAGAGGGAAAGAAAAGAGAGAUCUGCAAGCACUUAACAUCGUGAUGUUUUUUGGAAAUUCUCGAACGUUUUUUUUUAAAGUUAUUGCUUUAAACCGAACUAUGCAGCAUCAUGGGCUUAAAAUGCUUCCAUCGUUUUUGUUGUCCCAUUUUGAUAUCUAAGUCUGUUUGUAUGUAUGUUAUUGCUUAUUACUUUCCUUUAUUUGUUGCACUUUUCUUUCUAAGUAAUCUUAAUCACAGUUGCGUCCUUGUUCUCUGACCUUCUUUGCUCUGGUCUUAAAACUAAAAAGAAAAUGACAAUGUGUUGAUUUAACAAUCAUGCCAGACAGCUCUUAUGGGUGUCAAUAAAAUCUAGUCCAUAUAAAUGUCGAUAGAAACACAGUGGUCUCUAAGACUGCAAUAGCAUGUAAUGUUUUAAUGCAUAGUACAUUCAUGGAUUUGUUUUGGGGAACAUUAACAUAUGUAUCCCCUGUUUUGUAUAACAUUUAAAAAUGUGCAAUAGGCUUUAGCUUUGAGGUGCUUUUCAAACCUUUGUUCUAGAUUUUGCAGCAUUGUGCUUUUGUCCUAAACUAACCGUGCACUUACCUACACUCUGUCCGCUCACCCGCCCGUCUUACGGAUGACGAUCCCUUUCCCUAUCAGCAAUCCUAUCCAAAUGAAAGGGAAGAGCGAAGCAUUUAGUGGGCGUGCUGUUUUUAAUCCCUUUACUUUUGAGUGUCGUAGGUGCACAUCAGCCGAGGACGAUCCAAAACCUGCAAGCUUGAAGGACUGAGGAUUUUUAAUUCUGUUACUGAAUCGAGCGCCGUCUUGGUCUGAUCUCUGGAAUAACGUUCUCCCUGAAUCUCUGGAAUAACGUGCUCGGACUGGUAUUUACAGUGUAGAUUCGGAUGAGUUCACGUGUGUCUGCUGACCAGCUGUGUCAUGUGAAUCUGGACGUAUAGAAGCACAUAAAUGUGAGAGAGGACAAUUCGAGUGAUGGAGAUCAGGUGUUCCUGUCUGCAUUCCACUGUCACCAACCACAAUCACUAUGUAUGUACUUUAAAUGUAAUUUAUAGCUCAUGUUACACCACAUACAUACACCUGGAAUUAUAUGUAUACAUUAUUGUGUGUAUGACAUCUACUUCUUUUAUUUUCAAAUCAUUGUUUAUAAAAGAAAUGACUAGAAAGACUAAAAGUGUAUAAUGAUAAAUGAGGGUAGGAUUUGAGUUUGUACGUAUUAGACAUCAGUGCUGGUCUGGAAUCAGUGUUCAGCUUUCAUUUUUCAUUUUUCUAUGAACAAUCAUACUGACGGAGUGAAGCCGAUUCCAGAUGAGCACAUGUACGCUGAUACAUACAUGAUUAGCUGUUACUACAGAAUUGCUUUGUUGUCUGUGAUUUUAGUUUCUCUUUGUUUGUAGUGCUAAGGGCCAAGUACAUUCAGACCAUGUUCUUGUUUCUUUUUCUCUUUAAUGAAUUAUUUUCCGUCUAUAGAAACCAUGUAGUGUCAUUAAGUUUACUGGUAGUUGAAGCAUUGCAUUAUCAUUUAUCAUCCAGCUCUCCUCCUUUAUCUCCCAAUCUAGUUGUAUCCAAUUCCUGAUUGUGAAUCCGCUGCCACUUGCACAACCCCCAGUCUGAUCAAGGAAAGUCGGAUCACCUCACGUCCCUUCCGACACCUGUCCAAUCUGUCGCCAUUUCUUAUCACCUGCCAGUGUUUGGUUCUUACACAGAGAGCCACACUAAGCUCCAUGUAACCCCCCCCCCACACACACACACACACACACACACACACACACACACACACACACACACACACACACACACACACACACACACACACACACACACAGUAACCCGGACCAGUCCCGGAGAUCAUCAGAGUGACAGCAGAAAGAGACCUCGUUCAACCCUCCCUCUAUUUAACACGGCCAAUUGUGUUUGUGUGGACGCCAAGCCAGGUCAAUAGCUCUGCUGGGUUUAAACUCUACACCACCUAAGCACUAUAUGGUGCAUUUCUGUGUGUGGAAGAGCAGUUUGAACAAAUGUUUCCGUAUCUUGCCUGCAAACUCAACAAAAAUCAUGAGUGCCCAUAGAAAUCGACUUAUUCACCGUAUUGUAAACAUUGCAUCAUGUUGUGAAUUUAAAUUGUCCCUAAAAAUAAUAGAGCACUGAGGAGUCGUGUAGACGGCUACAUUAUUUUUUCCGUUCCACAAGAUCAGAUGCAUUCUUCAGAGCUGCUAUUAAUGUGGCCCAUUCAAAUAAUUGCAUAUUGACGCUCCAUGACGCCAGGAAAACGGCCCUAAUUUGUCGUAGAGUCACUAAGCAUACUGCCAGGCUUGGUGAAUUUCCUUUCUAUUCUUCAGCUCUGAAAGUAAGCUUUUUUUUAUCCAAGUGCCUAAUUCGGAAUCAAGAAGUGAGUUCAUUUCACUUCCUUAUGCAAAAUUGUUCACGCUGAUGUUUUGUAUGUGUGUGAUAUAGCCUUAGUGAUGUGGUGUAAAUGUGUGUGUGAAGAGUGCUAUGGCCUGCACAUACACAGCUGAACUGAUGCUGUGGGACCAAGAACAACGCUCCGACACUGAGGUUUUGCUCUAGAUACAAUAGAACAGUAAUGGCAGACUGAUUCUUACUAACAUUAUAUAUAAGUACCAUUUUUUCCUUCAGCCAAACAGCAGUGGUUGCUUUAUAGAAGAGGUCUAACCACCUAGUGAGAUUUAAUUUAAUGCUAAACACAGAGGAGAAUGUGAGUGUCAUAACCCAUCAGUUUAAAAACUUCCACUGUUGUUGAACAGGGUUAAGAUCCAUUACCUGCUAAUUUCCCGCCUUUAUAUCAUUUUACUGCUCAUUAAACCAUUUAAAACUACAGUUACUUUCUAUACAGAGUGGCACAGCAACAUUAGUCCUGACUUGGGUAUUGAUUUAUACCUUUGAUCGCUGGCUGUGAGGAGUUUGGGAUGUUCUCUAAAUGUCUAUGUGGAUUUUCUCCGAGUAGUCUGAUUACCAACCAUCUCCCCAAAAACCUGCAGAAGGUGAAUUGGCUGCACUAAACUGUCCCUGGGUGUGUGUUGCCCUGCGCUGAAUUGGCACCCGGUCUGCCUUUGUCCAGUUUUUCCAGAUGACACAGGAUCCACCUUAACUUUGACCAGAAUGAAGUGGUGCACAUUAAGGACAGAAUGAUAGGUGUUCUGGUAGCUAGGACUGGAUCAGAUUCAAAAUAUCUUUUGAUGCCAUUACCUGAUGUAUUUUUGACAUCUGAGUGAUGUAGUCCAGUGUGGAAAUAGUAAGGAAUUUGGCAUGUUUUCUUCACAUCUAUGUGGGUUUCUUUCCACCUACUUAAAGCAAGCUGAAGGUGGAUUGGCUGCUCUUAAUUGGCCUCAUAUGUGUAAAUGAAUAACAAAAAAAGUACAUUUGUGUGCUGGAUUGGCCACCCAUCCAGAUUCCAUCUUUCUGCUCAGUGUUUCUGGGUGGUGCCAGGACCCACUGCAAGCUUGACCAGGAUGAUUCAGUUAGUAAAAAGUCCUUAUACAUGUGUAUGGCCUUGAUUACAGUUCUCUGACUGUGUGUGAUGUGGAUUGACACCAUAUUAGUACGACCCCACGCUUCUAUACACCAGACCUGUUAUUCCUGUACAUGAAUGGAUGUGUGCGGUCCUGUUGUUUCCUGGCUGAUUAAGGAGAAUUAUGAAGGUCUGCUCUGGAGUAAUCUUUCUAGCUUUGGCUUGGAUGUUUUUCCACCAUUCAAACUCGAACCUUGUGCAGACAGACAUUUAAACUGCACCCACUCACAUCACAUGGAUUGCAGAACGAACUUCAAGAACCGAAAUCUAAACGUGCUGUUGUGUAUUUUCUGCCCCCAAACUGCCACAUUCACUAAAGGCUGAUGGAAAGCAAACUCAUUCUUCUAACCACUACAUGGCAAAGUCAUUGAUUUCAGACCCACAAAUGCCAAAGUCCAGGCUGAGAUGAACUGGAUGAGCAUCUUAAAAUUCACUAAAAACUGGAAUAACAGAUUUUCUCUGUGUGUGUGUGUGAGAAUGGAAUGUUUUUGUUUUUGAUUUGCUGUUUUUCUUUCUUUUCUUUUUUUAUAUUUUACUUUCUGUCUUUUGAGUCUAUUAAAUUUAUACUGAAGCAAAAUACCCCUCUGAGAUCUGUGGCCAAGGUCGUUGCUCAAGUAGCCACUGAAUUGUUUUCUAUUAAAGCUUGUAAAGUAAGCGCUUCGAGAAAAGAACAAAGUAAGCUGACACAGUUUAGUCUGCUCAGAAAGAUAAAGAUGUUUAAAGCUUGCUGUACAACUCUGCAUUAUUAAGCUGAUUAAAGACUAUAUUAAAGAAAUAAA
Molecule: messenger RNA, 8396 nt
Organism: Trichomycterus rosablanca
Lineage: Eukaryota; Metazoa; Chordata; Actinopteri; Siluriformes; Trichomycteridae
Gene: bmpr2b
Product: bone morphogenetic protein receptor, type II b (serine/threonine kinase)
Exons: 13
Coding region: 842-3994 (1050 amino acids)
Biological process (GO): BMP signaling pathway; cellular response to growth factor stimulus; vasculature development
Cellular component (GO): signaling receptor complex; plasma membrane
Molecular function (GO): transforming growth factor beta receptor activity; ATP binding
Source: RefSeq, a predicted model, not a curated record